Messenger RNA from Sinocyclocheilus rhinocerous, 726 nucleotides. RefSeq lists its product as uncharacterized. NCBI's taxonomy places the organism in Eukaryota, Metazoa, Chordata, Actinopteri, Cypriniformes, Cyprinidae. The transcript has 4 exons. Gene Ontology annotation, molecular function: signaling receptor activity. Gene Ontology annotation, cellular component: membrane. The record is from RefSeq and is a predicted model, not a curated record. Gene Ontology annotation, biological process: adaptive immune response. Bases 1 to 726 code for a protein of 241 amino acids.
AUGGCAAGUGUUGUGAGAUACAGUUUUCUAUUGAUCGGUAUCUUUUUAAGAAGCACUUCAUGGGCAGACUCAAUGCUGCAAGUUACAUCUUUAAUUGGAGCUGUUGGGAAUAAGAUCAUCAUCCAGUGCGCUGCUGAUAAAACCCCUCAAGAUGGGGUGUACCUGUACAAACUAGUAGGAGCAAGUAAAAAUGAGCAGAAAGUUUUCUACUAUUACAAAGAUGGAACUUUUAGACCUAUAUCAGAAUGGUGUAGGGACAAAGUCAAAGUAAAUGGAACAUUUCCCAACUUUAAUGUCACCAUCUUAAAUGUAAAUGCCACAGACAUUGGGUUUUACUGGUGUGAAUUUAAUUUGGAAGACAAUAUAUCAGUUGGCAAAGUCACAUGGUUAUGGAUAGAAGAAUCAUUAGAUAAAAAAACAAAUAAAACAGGAGAAGUAAUAAGAAAAGGAGAAGCAGAAGGAAAAGAUGAUGAAAAAGUGUGCUCAGAAGAUAUUCAUCAUCAUGUGAAGAUCUUUCUCAUUGUGUGUGCUGUCAUGUUGCUACUGUGCAUCGCUGGUUUCAUCUUUGUGAUUCUGAAGGGGUGUUGGGUGAACAAGAAAUACAGACCAUCAAAUCCACCCUCAGACUCAGUUUACGAAGAGAUGAAACGGAGCAAUUUGGACGCCCAGCCCAGUGUACGGACGCUUAUCAACCCUGACUAUCAAUCCACCAAGUUACUCCACUAA